AUGGAUAUAGUGAGCUUCAUUGUGUUGAUUGUGAUACUAGCAGGCAUUUGGUUCGCCUAUACUCGGUUUAAAAAGAAGAAAAACGUAACAAUCAAAGAGCUAUCGGUUCAGGAGCGCAUUGAGAAAUUAAGGACAGCAAUAAAAGAUCCCAAAGUGGUGCUAUCGUCUGGUCAGCAGAAUAAGAUCAAGACAUAUAAGGACUUGGCGGUGGACAUAGAGAAGGAAUAUAAAGGUUGGGACACCAAUUUGGCAAAAAUGAAAGACAUGUGCUUUGACGGGUGCAAGUUCUUGGAUUUCCACUUGGCUAAGGUUGAGCCAGUAGGAUUGAAAAUAGCAGACGCGAUGGUCAUUAAACUGUUGGGAAAGUUGGAUUCAGUCAAGGGCGAAGUGAUUAAAGUGAGCAUUUGGGAAAAAGACUGGUACUAUACUUCAAUCAACCUGACCUAUUUUCUGGCUCUUUACGUCUACAUCGGGACCAAUAAUGAUUUAAUAGAAGGAUGCAAAAAGCAGAUCCUAAGGAUACUGCCUAGCGUGGGCGUUGGUCUGACAAAACCGCUCAUGGGGUUGACUCUCUUCAAAGCGACGGUUUCUAGAUUGUGCGUGACCUACUUGAUGCCAGACAAGUUCAAGAAAGACAUCACCAGCGCUAAAUUUACACAGGUCAAGGAGUUCAUGAAUUUGACGCAUGUUGAAGAUGAUACGGUCCAGGACGGAUACUAUGAUGAUGGAUCAAUGAUCCUGAAUGGGUUCGCUAGCUACGAUAGGUUGGAAAGUAGGCUUGGAUUCUACGAGAAAGCAUACCGUAGUAUGGGUUUACAAUCGAACAUUAAGGACUUGGCAGUCACAAUAUUCCCAAAAUUGACUCACCCAAAGGUUCGUUGGUCCCCUCCGGGCCUGUUCCGGAACAACAACGACAGAAUUGCUCGCUGGUGGCCCUCUUCUGAUACAGAGAUCAACCUGAUACCCUUUAUAGGUCUCGGAGUCUUCAAGUGUCCGGAGUUCAUGUUCUUCGUCAGGGUCCAGAGACCUGGCAUUCAUCCUAAUUACCCAGCUAUUCCCGAAUUGGCAGCAGGAUGUAUUCAGAUCCGGAGGAUUUUCCUCAAGGAUAAUAAUACGUACCCAAAAAAUUUGUUGAAUACUAAUCUAAAGGAUGAGCCAGGAGUGCUGUCCAAGGUUGGCGGGAGCGUUUGCGAAUUGAAAGACAAGACAGGAGGCAACUUCUACUGCUCUAACGUCAGCUCUUUCAUUGGCUGUAUAGACGAUCUUAUGUUCUGGAAGAACUCCUACAAGUUUAUAGAAUUGUUUGGUGAUGUUACUGUCACCGAGGCUGGUGUCAUCUCUGCUACUGGCUUCCAGGCAUGCUAUAAAAUUGAUAACAAUUCAAAUGAGUCUUUUAAAUUUCGGUAUAAGGACACUCGGAUGAAAAAAUGUUAUACUAAUCCUACAGGUUCAACAGAAUUCUUCGAUGUUCCCCAGAAAGACAGGGGUGGUUCCAAGAAAACAAAAUUCACCUGGACCAUGGCAGAGAAAUGGAUUGAUUAUAAGGUUGCGCUAACUGCAGACGGUAUGGAAUUUGAGACAUCGACAAGUAAAAAGUAUAAAGUCAAGAAAAUUACUGGCGAUAACGAGCCAUAUGUCGUCACAUGUGGCUCAACAACACUGCUGGGUUCGUCUAGCAGCAGAAUUCCAAGUGAGAUUACUCACGAAACAAUAAAGUAUAAGCGUAACGCUAAAACGAUGAUGUACGAAAAGUAA
Molecule: messenger RNA, 1755 nt
Organism: Cotesia congregata
Lineage: Eukaryota; Metazoa; Arthropoda; Insecta; Hymenoptera; Braconidae
Source: the annotation of a GenBank genome assembly